This is a messenger RNA of Olea europaea var. sylvestris, 1182 nucleotides long. RefSeq names its product psbP-like protein 1, chloroplastic. NCBI's taxonomy places the organism in Eukaryota, Viridiplantae, Streptophyta, Magnoliopsida, Lamiales, Oleaceae. Gene Ontology annotation, molecular function: calcium ion binding. Gene Ontology annotation, cellular component: photosystem II oxygen evolving complex; photosystem II; extrinsic component of membrane. Gene Ontology annotation, biological process: photosynthesis. The record is from RefSeq and is a predicted model, not a curated record. The transcript is spliced from 10 exons. Bases 162 to 917 code for a protein of 251 amino acids.
UGUGCUGCGUGAAAAGAGGAUAUAGCGAGAGAUGUAGUGGCAAAGAUAGAGCGAGACCAACGGCUCUUUUCCCUGUGGACACGUGGCAGGAAGCCCGCUUCUCGUCGCCGUCACUUGGAAAAGCCUUAAUCCGACGACCCUGUUCUGUUUUGCCGAAAGAUAUGGUGUCUUUGCACAACUCACCAUCGAUCCAUCAAACAUUGUUGCGAAAUGUGUCUACUAAGGUGGGUCUGUGUAGGCAUGGCCAUCAUCAAAGAAACAUUGUCUUCUUUGUGAGGUCUGAUCAAGUGCCUACAGCUUCAACUUCUCCUUGCCAAGAUACUCUUGGAAGACGCCAAGUGCUUGCCCUGGGAGUAACAAUUUCUCCAGGGUUAUUGUUGCCACACCAAACUUCAAUGUCGUUUGCUGCAGAAACAAAACAGGGAUUUCUGUCCGUCACAGAUAAGAAGGAUGGAUAUACUUUUCUUUACCCAUUUGGUUGGCAGGAGGUAGUAGUUGAAGGAGAAGACAAGGUCUUCAAAGAUGUUAUUGAACCUCUAGAGAGUGUCAGUGUUAAUUUGAUCCCAACCAGCAAACAAGAUAUUCGUGAUUUUGGUUCCCCACAGGAGGUUGCUCAAACCUUGAUAAGAAAGGUCUUGGCUUCUCCAUCACAAAAAACAAAGCUGAUUCAAGCAUCAGAGCACGAUGUCAAUGGGAAAGCAUAUUAUGUGAUUGAAUUCAUUGCACAAGCUCCAAACUACAGUCGCCAUGCUCUUAGUGCAAUCUGUGUUGGCAACGGACACCUGCAUGGCUGCAUUAAUGCUGAUAAACAAGGAAAGUUCUACACUUUGACAACAGGAGCCAAUGAGAGGCGAUGGGAGAAAAUGAAAGAUAGAUUGAAAACUGUGGUUGAUUCCUUCCAAAUCUUCAAUGUCUGAAAUAUAUUUUUAAAAAAAAAAAAAAAAAAAAAAAAACUCGUGAGAUUAUGUUGGAAAAUAGCUUGUAUACAGGCUACCUAUGAUAGAAUUUUGAGUGGGAUCUGUUCCUUCGUUUUGGAAGAUCUCCGUGAGCACUUUGACAUUAUAUAUUUACUUUCCAGAAAUGAUCAUUGCGUGAAUGAGUAAUUGAGGUUCAAAAUGUACUAAUUGGAAGAAGUUUGCUUGUUGGAGGAAAAAAUAAUUGAAGUUUGUCCCACGUUGAAAA